CUCGAUGAAAGACCUCCACCUGCAUACCUAACAGAAGAAAGCUUGGACAUUUUCUGGAAUCAUAUCCUCACUGAUAUCAACUAUUGGAGUACACGUGCAAUGAAAAUCCUGGCACAGACUGAAAAAAUCAAAAUGGACAGAAAGCUGUUAAAACCUCAGGUAGAAAGACGUAGAAGAGAAAGGAUGAACCGGAGUCUAGAAAACCUGAAACUUCUGCUCCUGCAAGGCCCAGAACACAACCAACCUAAUCAGAGACGAUUAGAGAAAGCAGAGAUCCUGGAAUACACAGUUCUGUUCCUGCAAAAGGCGAAUAAAGCGAGUAAAGAAGAGGAGGGAGAAGAAAAAAGCCAGUUUAUGGAAGGCUUUUCUUCCUGUCUUCAAAAAGCAGCCCGCUUUCUCUUGGAGGAAGGUGGACUGGAAGGCUCGGUCACAUCCAUGCUGUGUCAACGUCUUGCUCACCCCACCAUCAGACUGCCUGUCAGAGGUCACUCCAGAAAGCAGCACGCAGAAUCCAACCCACAGCAUCAUGCGCGUCGUCCACACCACAAAAACACUGUCUCCAAAGCAGGACAUCCAUCAGCUUGCAGGAACACCAAAGAACCACAAGCGAGCAGAGCUGCAUUCAGAAGCACAGACUCCAACACAAAGCAUUCGACAGCUCAACCAACCUCCCGCCACCCAGAACCAGCCAGCCAGACUGUCUGGAGACCUUGGCCUUAACUGAGAGAAAAGACAUUCAUUGAGAAAUGGACUCAAAAUGAUGGGCCUUGUGUAAUCUCUUCUGAAUUAUAUGCAUAACAGAUUUUCUUCUAUUGCUUUUAUCAUCUGACAUGACGUUGGAAGUGUAAAUAGUGUAUGAUAAAUAUUGCAAUAUAUUUUUUACGCAGAUUUCUUCUCCCCCUUUUUUUUUUCUUCUCCUUGCAUGAUCUGUACUGGAUGUAUGAUGAUCAUUUGUAAUACAUGACUGACGUAUUUAUCUGUUUUGCACAUUUAAUUUAUUAAUGACAUUCCCUUUCAUGUUCAGAUUUAUACGUUGUGUGUUUUGAUCAGUACAUUCCACCAUUAAAAGUGAAAUAUUCACCAUU
Danio rerio (zebrafish) is the source of this 1085-nucleotide messenger RNA. RefSeq names its product hairy and enhancer of split related-7 (gene her7). Gene Ontology annotation, biological process: regulation of DNA-templated transcription; DNA-templated transcription. Lineage: Eukaryota; Metazoa; Chordata; Actinopteri; Cypriniformes; Danionidae. Gene Ontology annotation, cellular component: nucleus. The record is from RefSeq and is marked validated. Gene Ontology annotation, molecular function: DNA binding; protein dimerization activity.